AUGUGGCAAAAGGAUUUGGUGGUAAAGGAUGAGAAGAGGCAUAAUGAGAAUGAUGAGAAUCUCGAUUAUUUGAGAAAUCUCGAGAAUUUGAAGGGCCUCGAUAAUUGGAAUUUUGAUAAUUUGAAUCUCGAGGAUCCCGAUAAUUCGGUCCUCGAUGACUGGAGCCUCGGUAACUCGAGGAUUGAGAAUAUCGACUGUCAUGAUUUCGAUGUUGACGAGGUUGCGGAGGUGGACAGGUUUCAACUGAAG
Molecule: messenger RNA, 249 nt
Organism: Acaulospora colombiana
Lineage: Eukaryota; Fungi; Glomeromycota; Glomeromycetes; Diversisporales; Acaulosporaceae
Source: the annotation of a GenBank genome assembly